AUGGUGGGUCUCAAUGGCAAUGAAUCCAGUGCCACAUAUUUCAUUCUAGUAGGCCUCCCAGGCUUGGAAGAAGCUCAGUUCUGGUUGGCCUUCCCACUGUGCUCCCUCUACUUUAUUGCUGUGCUAGGUAACCUGACAAUCAUCUACAUUGUGCGGGCUGAGCACAGCCUGCAUGAGCCCAUGUAUAUCUUUCUUUGCAUGCUUUCCAGCCUUGAUAUCCUCAUCUCCACUUCAUCCAUGCCCAAAAUGAUGGCCAUCUUCUGGUUCAAUUCCACUACCAUCCAGUUUGAUGCUUGUCUGCUACAAAUGUUUGUCAUCCACUCCUUAUCUGGCAUGGAGUCCACAGUACUGCUGGCCAUGGCCUUUGACCGCUAUGUGGCCAUCUGCUACCCACUUCGAUAUGCCACUGUGCUGACAAUGCCUCGUGUCAUCAAGAUUGGCAUGGCUGCUGUGGUGCGGGGUGCUGCUCUUAUGGCUCCCCUGCCUGUCUUCAUCAAAUGGCUGCCAUUCUGCCACUCCAAUAUCCUCUCCCAUUCCUACUGCCUGCACCAAGAUGUCAUGAAGCUGGCCUGUGCUGACAUCCGUGUUAAUAUUAUCUAUGGCCUCAUUGUCAUCAUCUCUGCCAUAGGCCUGGACUCACUUCUCAUCUCCUUGUCUUAUCUGCUUAUUCUCAAGACCGUGUUGGGCUUUACGCGUGAUGCCCAGGCAAAGGCAUUCAGCACUUGUGUCUCUCAUGUGUGUGCUGUUUUCAUAUUCUAUGUGCCUUUCAUCGGAUUGUCCAUGGUGCACCGCUUUGGCAAGCAGCAUGACACCCUCCUGCCUGUCAUCAUGGCCAAUACCUACCUGCUUGUUCCUCCUGUGCUCAACCCUAUUGUCUAUGGAGUGAAGACAAGGGAGAUCCGGAAGCGCAUCCUUCAUCUUUUGCAUGUGCUCACCCACACUGCAGAUCCCUAGGUGUCUGUAAAAACUUUUUCAUUCAAAGUCCUUCAAUUCAGAUUUUAAUAUCAACAUUUUGGAAGGUAGUAUUAGGAAA
Manis pentadactyla (Chinese pangolin) is the source of this 1033-nucleotide messenger RNA. RefSeq names its product olfactory receptor 51E1. Gene Ontology annotation, cellular component: membrane. Bases 1 to 954 code for a protein of 317 amino acids. The record is from RefSeq and is a predicted model, not a curated record. NCBI's taxonomy places the organism in Eukaryota, Metazoa, Chordata, Mammalia, Pholidota, Manidae. Gene Ontology annotation, biological process: G protein-coupled receptor signaling pathway. The transcript has a single exon. Gene Ontology annotation, molecular function: olfactory receptor activity; G protein-coupled receptor activity.